Molecule: messenger RNA, 1143 nt
Organism: Ostreococcus lucimarinus CCE9901
Lineage: Eukaryota; Viridiplantae; Chlorophyta; Mamiellophyceae; Mamiellales; Bathycoccaceae
Product: AAAP family transporter: amino acid
Exons: 1
Coding region: 1-1143 (380 amino acids)
Biological process (GO): amino acid transmembrane transport
Cellular component (GO): vacuolar membrane
Molecular function (GO): amino acid transmembrane transporter activity
Source: RefSeq, a predicted model, not a curated record
AUGACGUCUAAGGCGGCGUCGCGGGUGCUGAUUCGUCGGGGCGUAGACGAGAGCAAAGUGGGGAAGUGGGAGCCGCGCAUCGAGUUUGCGGUCCUCGUGUUGCAGUUUGUCACGUAUUAUCUCGAUGCAACCGUCCAGAUAGUGUACAUAACGCAGUACUUUGGCCAGACGUUCACAAAUGUGAAGAUGUGUAGCGCGACCUGGGCGUUGUUCGUGGGCGUGAUGUCGUUACCCGUGGUGCAGAUUCCCACGAUUCACGACUCUGGGCGCGUCGUAGCGCUACCGUGCGUCGCGGUUGUCGUCGCUCUCGCGGUGUUUUUCGGUGAGAUCCUGUCCACAAGACCGUGGGAGAAGUGUGACCCAGGACCAACGUACGGUCGCGUCGUGACGAGCGCGAGCGUGUUCAAUUCGCUUGGGAACUUUGCGUAUGGAUUUGGUGGACACGGCUUGUAUCCCGAGGAGUUGCGCGAGAUGAAACAUCCCGAAGAUUGGCCGAAGGUGCUGAACAUCACGUACGGCACGAUGGUUCCAAUAUAUUUGCUCGUGAUGUACUGGGGUUACAAAGCAUACGGUGAUUUCGCGAAGGGAAAUAUUAACUUGAACUUUCCGCACAAUGGCGCAAACAUUGUCUCCAUGCUGAUGCAAAGCGUUCAGUGUUAUUAUGGCGUCUUCUUCACCUCCAUUACGCUCAUGAUGCGAAUUGAGACGUAUUUGGGAGUUGACCCAACACGAGGCUGGAGCGUCGUCACGCGAUACGGCGUCUCACCGGCGGUAUUUCGCCUUGUGUUUCGAACAUUCUUUCUCGCCACCGAAGUCAUAGUCGCCGCGAUUUUCCUUGCGGUAUCUGGAGACGUCAUUCUCGACAUCCAAUCGCUCGCAGGAGCGGUUGGUAUGACGGCUAUGACGUUUUUCCUUCCUUCGUUGAUUCAUUACGGGUUCAACAUGACUGAAAGGUCGUCAAAUCUCGAACGGUUCUGGGUCGUGGUGAACUUCACGAUGGGCGUCGCGAUCAUGUUUUCGGGCUUGUACGGGUCGCUGUCGAGCCUUUUCGCGAACAAGCUCGUGGACCAGUGCCCGGUGGAGUACGUUUACGCCCCGCACGACCCGAGAGAUCCGUGUUACGUCAGUGGCAUUCACUACUGA